AUGGGAAAAAGGAAGAUUGCGAUUGAGAGGAUCGAUGAUAUACCAAACAGGCAAGUUACUUUCUCAAAGAGACGAAGUGGUUUGUUCAAGAAGGCAAGGGAGCUUGCGAUCCUCUGUGACUCACAAGUUGGGGUCAUCGUGUUCUCUAGCACUGACAAGCUCUAUGAAUAUGGUAGCCCCAGCAGCAUGAAGUCAGUUAUUGAGCGCUACAACAAAAAAAGAGAGGAAAAUCAUUUGCUUAUGAAUCCAGCUAUAGAAGCCAAGUUUUGGCAAAGAGAGGCAACGGUCUUGAGGCAAGAACUUCAACAGUUGCAGGAAUUGCACAGGCAAUUGACGGGUGAACAACUUUCUGGUUUGGGCAUUAACGAAGUGAACAAUUUGGAAAAUCAACUGGAGAUGAGUUUAAAACGUGUCCAGAUCAGAAAGGAUCAAAUUUUAACUGAUGAGAUUAAAGAGCUACAACAAAAGGGAAAUCAAAUUAGUCAGGAAAAUGUUGAAUUUUAUCAAAGGAUACAAGUCAUUAGUAAAGAAAAUGAAGAGUUAAGAAAGAUCUGUCGAUCAAGGGUUAUUAAUGAAGAAAAUGAGAGUUUCAAUCCUCCAUACACUACCAAUCUGCAGCUGAGCCAGCCACAACCUCAAUCUAGUAAGCCACCAACCAAAGGAAUAGAACUGGGGUAUAUUACUCCUUCAAACUCGUGA
This is a messenger RNA of Neltuma alba, 699 nucleotides long. RefSeq names its product MADS-box transcription factor 23-like. The record is from RefSeq and is a predicted model, not a curated record. Gene Ontology annotation, biological process: positive regulation of transcription by RNA polymerase II. The transcript is spliced from 7 exons. NCBI's taxonomy places the organism in Eukaryota, Viridiplantae, Streptophyta, Magnoliopsida, Fabales, Fabaceae. Gene Ontology annotation, molecular function: DNA-binding transcription factor activity; protein dimerization activity; RNA polymerase II transcription regulatory region sequence-specific DNA binding. Gene Ontology annotation, cellular component: nucleus. The coding region runs from base 1 to 699 and encodes 232 amino acids.